CCGAAUUAAAAUUUGGAUCAUGAAAAUCAACUCAUUGGCAAUCUCCCUACUCAUCUCUGGUCAAAGUUGACAAUUCGUCUAAGAAAUAGGCAGAAGCAAGCAUUGUGCGGCUCCAACGUGAAGAACGUAUAUUUACGUUUCAUAUUUUUUGUCUAACGCUGUAUAUAAACGGCUAUAACUAUGGCGGCUACUAUGCCAAUAAAUCCAAAACCAUUCCUAAAUGGUCUAACAGGCAAGCCUGUAAUGGUAAAACUAAAGUGGGGCCAAGAGUACAAAGGCUAUCUUGUGUCGGUUGAUGGCUACAUGAAUCUGCAAUUAGCGAAUACUGAAGAACAUGUAAAUGGAACUUCAACAGGGAACCUUGGUGAAGUAUUAAUAAGAUGUAACAAUGUGAUGUACAUUCGUGGUGUUGAAGAAGAAGACGAAGAGGGAGAAAUGAAGGAUUAGCUAUCUGUAUAAGAAUUGUAUUAAAGUUUGUACUUUAAGUUACACAUGCUCAUCUAUUCCAUAUAAAGUAAAUCACACUCUUUUUCAUAA
Messenger RNA from Cephus cinctus (wheat stem sawfly), 537 nucleotides. It is a transcript of the gene SmF, whose product is annotated as small nuclear ribonucleoprotein F. Lineage: Eukaryota; Metazoa; Arthropoda; Insecta; Hymenoptera; Cephidae. The record is from RefSeq and is a predicted model, not a curated record. Gene Ontology annotation, molecular function: RNA binding. Gene Ontology annotation, biological process: spliceosomal snRNP assembly; mRNA splicing, via spliceosome. The coding region runs from base 181 to 447 and encodes 88 amino acids. The transcript has 2 exons. Gene Ontology annotation, cellular component: U1 snRNP; catalytic step 2 spliceosome.